AUAUACAAAACCCGUAGCAUCCGCCGGCUUCUCUUGUCUUCUUGCACAGAGCACAGUCACAGAGAGGAGAGAGCCAAUCCAUCCACGCCUUCCUCUCCUUUUCCUUUUCCUUGCUCUAUCCGGCCAUUUGCAUUUUUCAUUUUACCCUUUUUCAUUAUCUUCUUCAUUACGGCUUAAUCAUCUUCUUAAUUAUGUCUUUUCUUUAAAGUUUAAACAAUUCAAGCACAGAUCUUUACCGUUUUGGCUCCAAACCCAACGUACGUUACCCUUUUUAAAUUUUGCUGUUUGCUUUUUCUUCAACGGACUUGCCUCUUCGGCGGCGACUUUUUGGUUUCUGGGUCCGGCGAGCUACAGUGGUCGGAGAAGAAUGGUUGUUGCUUGGUUUCUUUUUAUUGCUUUGGCGUCUUCCGUGGUUAGUUCCACAGUUGAACCUUACUAUGUUAACGACACCGCCGCGCUUCUUGGUUUGAAGAAGUCGAUUUCUCAAGACCCAUCGAAUCUCCUUGGUGGUUGGAAACCAAAUGGUAAUUACUGCAGAUGGUAUGGAGUCACCUGUGAUGAAUUUUCUAAGAGAGUUAUUGCCUUGAACUUCACCGGCGGCAGUUUGACGUCAUCCCUCGCUGGAACUCUGCCUGAUUCUAUUGGUGACCUGACGGAGUUGAAAGCUUUGGUCAUUCCUCACAACGCUUUUUUCGGUGAGAUUCCGGUGAGUUUGAGUAAGCUUCAAUUUUUGGAGGUUUUGGAGCUUCAAGGGAAUAACUUUUCCGGGGGGGUUCCUCAUCAGAUAACCACUAUUCAGUCUCUUCGCGUGCUUAAUUUAUCGUUUAAUUCAUUCACCGGUGAAAUUCCAGCUAGUUUAAUUGGUUAUGGGAAAUUUCAAGUUAUUGAUUUAUCCAAUAAUCUGCUUAGUGGUGUAAUCAAAGUUGAUAGUUCAAGCAAGUGUUUGUUUUUGAAACACUUGAAGCUCUCUAACAACCUUUUAGACAAGAGUAUUCCCAAGGAAAUUGGUCGGUGCAAAAAUUUGAGAACUUUGUUGCUAGAUGGGAAUCUUUUACAAGGUAGGAUUCCGGCUGAGAUUGGUCAGAUUUCAGAGCUUCGAGUCCUUGAUGUUUCCACCAACAGCUUCACUGAGGAGAUCCCAAAGGAGUUGGGGUAUUGUAGAAAACUCUCCGUCUUGAUAUUAACUAAUUCAAGCAAUUUCGUUGGCAAUGGAAAUGGUGAUGGGGAUAAUGGCAGUGGACUAGAUUUCAAUGCUUUUGAAGGUGGAAUCCCUUAUGAGGUCUUGAUGCUUCCAAGUUUGCAGAUUUUGUGGGCACCUAGAGGGAAUCUUUGUGGACGGUUGCCUAGCAAGUGGAUCGAUUCGUGCUCCCUUAGAGUUCUCAAUCUGGGCUUCAAUUAUUUCAACGGCACGCUGCCAAAUGGUUUGGGGACGUGCAAGAACCUCACUUUCUUGGAUUUGAGUUCCAAUUACUUCGUGGGUUACCUUCCAAUGCAUCUGCAAGUUCCAUGUAUGGUUUAUUUCAAUGUUAGUCGGAAUAAUAUGUCUGGUGCUCUUCCAAGUUUUGGUGAAGGCACUUGUGAUAAUAGCAUGAUCUCUUUUGGUCAAGAUCCUAACUUUUUGAAUGUGGAGGAUGUACAGAUUGCAUACUCUAAUAUUCCCGUCUGGGGUCCUCAGAUGAGAACUUCUUUGGGGUCAAAAAUGGAGGAAGAUUUCGUUGUUAUCCAUGAUUUUAGUUGGAAUCAAUUCACUGGUUUCUUACCUUUGUUCUCAGUAGGAGUGGCUACUAAGAAUAAACCUGCAUACAGUUUGUUGUUGAACAAUAAUAUGUUUAAUGGGUCUUUUCCUGAUGAAUUAGUCUCAAGUUGUAAUGAUUUGCUGAGCUUCUCUUUGAACUUGAGUGCAAACCACAUAUCUGGUGUGAUUCAUGAUUCAUUGUAUCUCAAUUGUGGAUCGAUGAUAAUGUUUGAAGCAGCAUAUAAUCAGAUUAGUGGUUCACUGCCUCCCAGUAUUGGCAACUUGAAGAAGCUUCAAUGUUUUGAUUUGAGAGGAAACAGAUUGUCUGGAACUCUGCCUAAUCAGUUAGGGAAUCUGAAACUUGUGAAUUCAAUUCUCCUGGGAAGAAACAAUGUGAGAGGAGGGAUUCCAUCUGAACUUGGUCAGUUGACUUCCCUUAGAGUUUUAGAUCUGUCUCAUAAUGUCCUAACAGGAUCCAUCCCUGAAAGUUUGACAAAUGACAAAAAUCUCCAAAUCUUGAUGCUCAACAGCAAUGAGCUUUCUGGGGAGAUACCAUCAUCUUUUGCAAACCUUUCCAAUCUCACCAUAUUUGAUGUUUCUUUCAAUCACCUUUCAGGUCAUAUACCCCAAUUUCAACAUCCAAUUGACUGUGAUUUGUUUAGAGGGAAUAACUUUAUGGAACCAUGCCCAUUUAGAUCCUCUAACUCAACACCUGAUUCAAAUGGAGAUGGAAAAUUGCAUAGUCACAGAAAUAAGAAGACUUUUAUAGUUGCAGUAGUAAUUUCUGCUUCUGUUGUACUCUGUAUUUCAUUGAUGGUAGUUGUGGUCAGUAUGCAUGGAAGGAAAAAGUUGGGUAGACUAUCUGACUUGGGAGGCAAAGUAAUAGUGACAUUUGCAGAUGCUCCACCCGAAUUGAGCUACGACAGUGUGGUCAGAGCAACUGGGAAUUUCAGUAUUAGGAACCUCAUUGGCACAGGUGGCUUUGGAUCAACUUACAAAGCUGAAUUAGCCCCAGGUUACCUUCUAGCCGUAAAGCGGCUCUCCCUGGGUAGAUUUCAAGGCAUUCAACAGUUUGAUGCAGAGAUCAGAACGCUGGGCAGAAUUCGACAUAAGAACCUUGUGACUUUGAUUGGAUAUUAUGUAGGAGAAGCUGAAAUGUUCUUAAUUUACAAUUAUCUUUCUGGUGGGAACCUUCAAACCUUCAUACAUGAAAGUUCAAGCAAAAAUGUAAAGUGGUCAGUGAUUUACAAGAUAGCUCUUGACAUAGCUCAUGCUUUAGCUUACUUGCAUUACUCAUGUGUGCCACGAAUACUUCAUCGAGAUAUUAAGCCUAGUAACAUCCUGCUAGACGAGGAGCUUAAUGCCUACCUAUCAGACUUUGGUUUGGCAAGGCUUUUAGAAGUUUCUCAGACUCAUGCCACAACAGAUGUAGCAGGCACAUUUGGCUAUGUCGCACCAGAAUAUGCGACCACGUGCAGAGUUUCUGAUAAGUCGGAUGUUUAUAGCUUUGGUGUAGUAAUGUUAGAAAUGAUGUCGGGAAAGAAAUCCCUUGAUCCAUCAUUUUCUGAGUAUGGGAAUGGCUUUAACAUUGUUGCUUGGGCUAAAUUGUUGAUCAAGGAGGGGCGUUAUUCGGAGCUCUUCUUUGUGGACUUGUGGGAAGCAGGGCCUAAGGAGCACCUGUUGGGAAUGCUAAAGCUUGCUUCGACCUGCACAGUGGAGUCACUUUCUGUGCGGCCAUCAAUGAAGCAGGUGCUUGAGAGAUUGAAACAUUUAAAAUCAUAAGAGCAUCUGGAAUUUUAGGCACUGGAUGGUGAUGGGAGCGUGAAGCUGCUUAUUUCUGCUGGAUUAUUCCAUAUCUUGAGUGCAGAAUCAGUUGCAUCUUUAGGUGGUGGAGGAUAAGAAAUCUUCAACUGGGAUUAUUUUGCCCAAACUGUUAGCUGUUGGGUGGUUGUACUCUAAUGUGACGAACAAUCAAGGCACUGUCCGAGGAUUUACAGCCGCUUGAUUUGAAGCAGAUUUGUCGAAUGCAAUUGCUAGCACUAGUUCCUUUCUGAAUUAUUGAAGAUGUGCAGGCCAUGCUUUGUUAACAUGCUUGUUUCCGCUUUUCUGCUAUUUCUACCACUCAUUGCUGAUUGCUUCAUUGUUUGGAUCGGAGAUCCUCCAAAUUGACUGAUUUCUUAAGGUUUGCAGAUCUUUGUACAUGCUUAUUUUUGUCAAUAUCAUCAGCAGGAAUAUAAGAGCAUGUUUAAAGUUUGCAGUUGAACAAAUCUGAUAUUUUAUUGCCUUUUCUAUUGACAAUCAUUUAUGAUAUAUUGUCUCAACUAUCA
This is a messenger RNA of Manihot esculenta (cassava), 4062 nucleotides long. RefSeq names its product LRR receptor-like serine/threonine-protein kinase RPK2. Gene Ontology annotation, molecular function: protein binding; protein kinase activity; ATP binding. Gene Ontology annotation, biological process: protein phosphorylation. The transcript has 3 exons. The record is from RefSeq and is a predicted model, not a curated record. Bases 368 to 3517 code for a protein of 1049 amino acids. NCBI's taxonomy places the organism in Eukaryota, Viridiplantae, Streptophyta, Magnoliopsida, Malpighiales, Euphorbiaceae.